Gastrolobium bilobum is the source of this 1575-nucleotide messenger RNA. RefSeq names its product glucan endo-1,3-beta-glucosidase 14. The coding region runs from base 67 to 1242 and encodes 391 amino acids. Gene Ontology annotation, molecular function: hydrolase activity, hydrolyzing O-glycosyl compounds. Lineage: Eukaryota; Viridiplantae; Streptophyta; Magnoliopsida; Fabales; Fabaceae. The transcript has 4 exons. The record is from RefSeq and is a predicted model, not a curated record. Gene Ontology annotation, cellular component: plasma membrane. Gene Ontology annotation, biological process: carbohydrate metabolic process.
UAUGUGGCCAACAUUAUUUGCUGUUGAUUUUUCAGCCUGGAAACGUUGUGGUCUUGGUUGGCGAUUAUGGCCAACAUCAAUUCAGUAAUGACAACCUCUUCCUUCCUCUUCAGAGUGCUGUUUCUGCUUCUCACUAUUUCGGAUGUGUUUGUGCAAACCCGUGGCUUUAAUUUUGGAAUCAACUAUGGACAAAUAGCCAACAAUCUUCCUUCUCCAUCUCGUGUGGCUGUUCUUAUAAAAUCUCUGAAUGUCAGCAGAAUCAAACUCUAUGAUGCUGAUCCAAAUGUUCUAUCUGCUUUCUCCAAGUCUAAUGUAGAAUUUAUUAUAGGACUUGCAAACGAGGACCUGCAAAGCGUGAGAGACCCUAGUAAUGCUCAGAGUUGGGUUCAACAGCGUGUUCAACCUUACAUUUCACAGACCAAAAUCACUUGCAUCACGGUAGGAAAUGAGGUCUUCGAUAGCAAUGAUACUCAGCUCAUGAUAAACCUCGUUCCAGCAAUGCAAAGUGUGUAUAAUGCCCUUGUUAAUCUUGGACUAGCUCAACAAGUUACUGUCACAACAGCUCAUUCUUUCAACAUUUUAUCCUCUUCAUACCCUCCUUCAUCUGGGGCUUUCAGUCAAAAUCUGAUACAAUUUAUUCAACCCCUUCUUAACUUUCAUGCUCAAACCAAAUCACCUUUCCUCAUCAAUGCAUAUCCUUUUUUUGCAUAUAAGGGUGACCCAAAUCAAAUUUCUCUAAAUUAUGUACUUUUUCAGCCAAAUCCAGGGUCCAUUGAUCCAAAUACCAAUUUGCUUUAUGAUAACAUGUUGUAUGCUCAAAUUGAUGCUGUAUAUGCUGCCAUCAAAGCGCUGGGGCAUACUGAUAUUGUAGUCAGGAUUUCAGAGACAGGUUGGCCUUCUAAGGGUGACCCUGAUGAGGUUGGAGCCACACCUGAGAAUGCAGAAAUAUAUAAUAGUAAUUUGUUGAAGAGAAUAGAGCAGAAACAAGGCACUCCUGCUAAUCCAUCCGUUCCAAUUGAUAUUUUUGUGUUUGCUCUUUUUAAUGAGGAUUUAAAGCCUGGUCCUAUAUCAGAGAGAAACUAUGGCCUUUAUUAUCCUGAUGGUACCCCAGUUUAUAACAUUGGAUUACAGGGUUAUCUCCCACAAAUGGUUAUAGAAUCCAAAUCCAAUGUUUUGUCCAUCAAUUUUCUCAUCUUCAUAUUUACAUUGUUGGUGUUCACUUGGGAGCUUUCAAGAUCGUGAUGAGGAAUAAAAGAAAAGAUUUUGCAAGUGGAAGUUGUUGAAGGGAGACAAAAGCAGCAUAGCUUUUUUUUCUUCUCUUUUCUUGAAGGCAAAUCCUGCAUUUUUCUUACACAGCAAUGGGAACAAUUGUUCGAGGCUUAGCUUAAAGAAAUCUAGUAGCUCAAACCAUUCAUAUAAUUAUUGAUUUCAAAAUUUAGCAACAAUCAAAGGUAGAGGCCAGAAAUUGGAUAUGUAAUAAGGAGUAAAAUUAUUUUUUUGACAGAAAGUUGAUAUAGAAAGUGUAUUUUCUUUUUUAGACAGAAAGAUAGAAAUAUGUUGUAUAUGUAGAAGAAA